Messenger RNA from Synchiropus splendidus (mandarinfish), 4846 nucleotides. It is a transcript of the gene clvs2, whose product is annotated as clavesin 2. NCBI's taxonomy places the organism in Eukaryota, Metazoa, Chordata, Actinopteri, Syngnathiformes, Callionymidae. Gene Ontology annotation, molecular function: phosphatidylinositol bisphosphate binding. The transcript is spliced from 5 exons. Gene Ontology annotation, cellular component: membrane. Bases 649 to 1650 code for a protein of 333 amino acids. The record is from RefSeq and is a predicted model, not a curated record.
AGAGGCGCCCUCCCACCCUUCCCCCGCUGGCUGGUGGCGUCCAUACACCGAGCGGAGCGGUUACUUUCCCUGCGAAACAGACGGCAGCAGGAGGAGCAGAGACGGUAAUCCCCUCAUCCACCCCACCCACCGCUGUCCACAAACCCGUGCUGGAAAAAAAAAAAAAGAAGGGAACAAAAAACAGGAGGAGCGAGAAAGCGGGACACGUUUUGGAGGUCUUCUGGAGCAGGUCGGGGAGCCGCUACCAGUUGAGGGGGCGCUGGGAGGCAGCAUCAGGACCAGCAGCGUGCGUCGCUCGGAGGACGGAGAUGUAGCAGGUGGUGCAGGGGAGCUGCCGCAUUGUCUGAGCGGUGAUGCUGUCGUCGUCAUUGUGCCAGGAAGAGAAGGAGAGGAGCGGCUUUGACAUGGAGGGAGGCGGCUGUCUGUCGCCCCUGAGCCCCGGCAGCUCGCAUCAGCAGGUUGGACGCCUCGCCUGAGGCCGGGCCGCGCAUGGAGGGAGAAAAUCGCCAAAGAAAAGUUGAAUGUGGAGUUAAAAAUGCAUCGCAGGCUUUCCGUCCGGAUUUAGUUCUGCCGGGCCUUUGCUGGUUCUGAUCCCAGAGCGCCGAUUAAUCAUUGAACAGGCAGUAUUUAGCGUCCGGGUCGCCAAAGAUGACUCACCUACAGGCAGGACUCUCUCCGGAGACGCUGGAGAAGGCCAAGGUGGAGCUGAAGGAGAACCCAGACACGCUCCACCAGGACAUCCAGGAGGUCCGGGACAUGAUCAUCACCCGGCCGGACAUCGGCUUCCUCAGGACAGAUGACGCCUUCAUCCUCAGAUUCCUGCGAGCCAGGAAAUUCAACCACUUUGAGGCGUUCCGGCUGCUGGCUCAGUACUUUGAGUACCGACAGCAGAACCUGGAUAUGUUCAAGAACCUGAAGGCCACGGACCCGGGCAUCAAGCAGGCCCUGAAGGAUGGCUUCCCCGGGGUGCUGUCCAAUCUGGACCGAUACGGCAGGAAGAUCCUGGUCCUGUUCGCAGCCAACUGGGACCAAAGCAGAUACACCUUUGUGGACAUACUGCGAGCCAUUCUCCUCUCUCUGGAGUCGAUGAUCGAAGACCCCGAGCUGCAGGUCAACGGCUUCAUCCUCAUCAUCGACUGGAGCAACUUCACCUUCAAGCAGGCGUCCAAGCUGACGCCCAGCAUGCUGCGGCUCGCCAUCGAGGGGCUCCAGGACAGUUUCCCAGCCCGGUUCGGUGGGAUCCACUUUGUCAACCAGCCGUGGUACAUCCAUGCACUCUACACCGUCAUCAGGCCCUUCCUCAAAGACAAGACCAGGAAGAGGAUCUUCAUGCACGGCAACAACCUCAACAGCCUGCACCAGCUCAUCCACCCGGAGAUCCUGCCGUCCGAGCUGGGCGGGAUGAUGCCGCCCUACGACAUGGGCACCUGGGCGCGGACGCUGCUGGACCACGCCUACGACGAGGAGACGGACUACUGCCCCGAGUCCUACAUGCUGUCCGUCCAGGACCUGGAGAGAGACCUGGACAAGAACAUCUCGCCCAAGACCAUGAAGAGGUCUCAGUCGGUGGUGGAGCCUGGAGUCCUGAAGCGACCCGACAAAGUCAAGAGUGAAGAGGACAACAUGCAGCCGCUGCUCUCGCUGGACUGAACACACACACACACACACACACACACACACCUGUCCGCCGGGAGCAACUGCGCCCUCUGCUGGACUCAAACUUCUUCUGAGCUAUAAAGUAUUUAUUUAUCUAUUUGUCAAGUGCCAAUCCUGAGACUGGACCGGGUUUCAGCGAGCGCCAGGACUCCACCCCACCCCCCCACCCCGCCGCUCCUCUCCCGGAACCCGCACUCUGCCCUUUACAGGACGCGAGCGGCGCGGCGGCUCGUCUGCUUCUGCGCUCCGACCCGGACGCGACAGGCGCCGCUGUCACGGCAGUGAGAGCAGCAGAUGAUCUUUUUUGUACCGCCCGCUGCGCGUCGUUGCUGUGAGUUUCCUUGGUUGAUUUGUUGGGACCAGUUGCAUGUUUUGAUUUCUCCAGUGGUGAGUUUGCUUUCCUCCUCCACACCUCCAUCCUUGAAUCUGCCCGGUAACAGUCAGUCGGUGGCGCUCUCACAGCUAUUGGAGUGUUAAAUCAACACGUUCAGUGCCAAAACCUGCUGGUGUGUGGCGACGCCGGGGCCCAGCUCAGACCUGACACGGGCCUCACUGGGCUCCUCUGAUUGUCCCGGUACUGUCCCGGGGCUUCCUCCUGUGCUGCCUGAACCACCUCUUGUCAGGGCUCUGCUCCAGACCCGGGCAAAGGGGGCCCCUGAGUCGGGCCCCUGGGGGGUCCAUCUUCAACCAUGACACUUCAGCGUAAAGAUGAAUUAUCCGUGAAGACCUCUGCAUGUAUUAUGAUUUUCAAAUGAUAAUAAUAACAGGACAAUUUGGGACGAGCCAUGCCGUUUAUGUUGAGAAAGCGCAGGUUGAACUCCUGGUCCAUGGGCAAGGCGGUUCGUUGUUGAGCGUGAUGAACAGAGAACGUCACGUCCCAUCUGCUGGAAGAGACUUGAGGUCAGGGGGCGGGGCCCGGCUGGCGUAAGAUGGCUGCCAGGGAGGAAGAGUGAGGCGAGCAGCGGAGACAGCGGGACGUUAAACGGACGCACCAGACCGGCCCGUCUGUCUCUCGACACCUCCGCUGCCCAGCUCGGCUGCUUCCUGUGCAAACAGGAAGACGUCUCAAGACGUCGUCCACCCGAGACCUGCAGAAGAGCUGGGUAGACAGACGACUGAUGAAGGGGUGGGGCAGCUUAAAGGAGGUGGUCGGGCGUGGCUAGGAGGAGGCCACGGGGCGGAGCCGGCACGCAGCGCCAAGAUGCUGUGACGGCUUGAUGUUUUACUCAUGAAAUGAAACUCAUGAAAACACUUUUGACAUGGAGUUCUGCACUUUGAAUGUUCUUCUGUGGUGUCAAGUCUCACCUGUCAGUCACCCGCCCUGGCAGCCAUGUUGGAGCGCCGCCAUUGUUCGUCAUCAUUGGCUGUCGACACACUUCAGCUGAACCUAUCUGGAAUAUUUUGUCAGUUUUUAUCGCAACAUUGCCGCAUCUGAGCGGGAAAAGUGGCGUACUGCCGUUGGCACCUCGUCCACAUGAGCCUCUUCACAGCUCUUAGCAUGACAGGAUAUUGGACCUGUCACCAACUCUUCUCUCCGCAGCUAGUCAGCUAUGCUAGCAUUUAACUUUGAAGCCGAAGUCAACGUAUGCAAUGAAUGUAAAGGAACAUCAUGUGUGAAAGAUACACGCAAGAAAUGUCUAUCACCGGAUCAACGUUUAUUAGCGUCGCUGUGUUAGCACUGUUGCUACAUCUGUAUAUUCAGCAACGAAUGUCCGCUUGACGACUAAAAACAGUUACAAUUCAACCUUUGACAGCUCAACACUUGAUUGUUAUGAAUCAAACACUUCGGUUAGCUUAGCGCGGGCGCAGCGUUAGCGCUGAAUGUUCAAUUGAAGCCAUUUUUGUCACUGAUCGUCACAUUUGAAUGUAAACAGACACCAAAAUUUAACGCAGGAAUUCGAUUGAUUGUGGAACAUGUUCACUUUGUUAGCAUCGCAGUUGUGUUAGCUCAAAAAGGGAACCUGAGUCAUGCAACAAAACAUGCCAUAAAUUCAGCUAAAAGUUUCUCCAAAACGGUCCGGUGUUUGUCGCGCCACCUGAGCUAGCCUCCGAGUCACGUGUGGUGUGUCAGCUAUGUUGUUAGCGGAUGCCAGUGGCAGCCUGAGAGGGCGCCGUUUCUGUGUUGUCCUGCAGGUCAGCUUCAACAGUGAUGUUGGCUUAAGUAUAAUCAGGUGGAAAGUAAAACGGCCCAGUAAAGUCGCCCGUCAGAGAUGAGCUGAUGAACAUCGUGUCUCGGAGUGAAGACGACGAGCGAGUCACAUUUACAAGACUUAGUUGGAAGUAACAACGCAGCAAGCUAAUGGGGCUAGCGCUAACAGUAUUAGCAUUUCACGAGGGGUCAUAACGGUGAAUGUUUGCAGCCUUUCAUUUUGAAACAGAACACUGACAUUUUAUCUCUUUCACGUUGCAAAUAAACUGAGUUCAUCUUUGGGUUGUGAUGACGAGCCGACACGUCACUGAAAAUCAUAUUCAACUAUAGCGUAAAGCUGUGUUCUUUUCCACAUCUGUUUUACCUAGCGCUGUGUAUCGCAGACCCUGAAACGACUCCGUGUUUCCUGACAGAAUGAAAGCGUGUGCCACUGUAACCCAAACUCACGGAGGUAGAAUUGUGAUUUGCGAUCUCCUCUCUCUGAACUCUCGACUCACUGACGUUUAUGUGUUAUGAGAUGCUCUUAUUUUGAAGGCUGGUUUCUCACGGACUUCCUCGCAGCCAAAGCCACUUCCUCUCUGAACGUAGGAGCUGAAAUGUAUCAUAUUUCAGGACGUGGUUCCUGUGGUUUCCUGAGCGCACCGUCCAGUCUGUUGAUUUAUUUAUUUAUUGAUUCACUUCUAUUUGAUUGUAUAGUUGCAGUUUAGAGCCGGAGCCGAGCAGAUGUUUUAUGGUGUAAAUGUCCUCGGAGGCAGUUCGAUCAAAUGUAUUAUGUACAAGGAACAAAAAUAAAUCCUGACACACAAAGGCUGCCAAAGGUGUUUUGACUCGAUCCUCUGCGCACAGACGUGCCGGCUGGUUUCCAUCACUCUUGACCAGUACAAACAAGCUCGGACGCAGACUCGUGUCCCACUCACAUUUAUUCAAUCACAAAUCAUCCGUUCUCCUCAGCAGCGCUUCCUCCGGCUCAGGUUUGGCCGCGGGACGUGAAGGAUCUUCACACCUUCACAGUGACGCCGAGCCUGAACCCGCGACCUUCUC